Lecanosticta acicola is the source of this 2271-nucleotide messenger RNA. The record is from the annotation of a GenBank genome assembly. NCBI's taxonomy places the organism in Eukaryota, Fungi, Ascomycota, Dothideomycetes, Mycosphaerellales, Mycosphaerellaceae.
AUGUCCGCGCUCCUCGCCCGUCUGGGGCCUCUGGAGAAACGAAUUGCCGCUCAGACAACAUGGAAGUACUGCAAGAGAAAGAGACAGUCAAAUUGGGUGUGUGCAGGGUGCACAGCCAGGAGAGAUUCGGCGUUCAAGCAACAACGCCGAAGUUACGGCGACGACAGUCUAAGGUUCACGGACGGCGGCGGGAGCGUCCUUUUCCCAGGGGAAGGAGAGCACGAGCACAAUGAUGACAAGAAAGCGCGACAGAACACGAAACCUGAGAGUUGGACGGGUAGCUCAUGGGAAUUUGAGAAUCAGGGGAAAAAAGAGCUUGGUUCGCAACGCAUUCAAGAUGGCCCGGAGUCACGGACAUUUCAAGAGGGUGCAUUUGAGAGCUCGUAUACACCCUUGGGUGCGAACGAGAGGGACGAAGGAGAGCAGGACUUGGAGCAAGAUGGCCUUUGGGAGCCGUUCGAACCUUUCGAUGGUAGACAAGAGCCCGGCACUUCGGAUAGCGUUUUUGCUGCGGAUGGCUUCAAUGCGCCCGAUCCAAGGGACAUGCUCGACAUCGACUACCGAGCGAAGCUUUCUGACGCUCUCCUGCAGGAAGAAGCGGACGUGGUAGCACGCUGCCUCUUUGCAGCGUACCAGGCCAAUGACCUAGACUUCCUGCGGAGCAUACCUCCCACGACAUACUCGGAAAUUAUCCGCCUGCUAGAGCCCUCCCACUUUGUUGCAAAAGUCGGCCGUGUUCACGUGGAUUUCAGCUCUAAAACAGCCGCCGAGAUUGGACUCAUGUCGAUGCACAAAGUUGCUCGGGAGUACGUUUCCGUUCUCCAGAGUGUCCUUGGGGUCAGACGCUCGGUCGGGAUUGCGCCUACAUUUGCUGAUUACACGAUUCUACUGCGCUCUGCUCGCGAUCUUGGAAACUCAAAGAUGGGCUCCUUCGUAUGGCACGCGCUUCUCAAUGAUGGACACGUGCCGAACACCAUGUGCUACAAUUAUUAUAUGUCGGCGGUCGUUUGGAAUGGCAUCCAUUCCGCUGGCUCGAGACAAACGGUCCGAGUUAUCCCGUACAACAUGGAGGGACGCGCUCGCGAAAAGAGACGCUCGAAGUUUUGGAACUAUCGGGUAGGAGAAGGAGGAGUGCGACAACAGACAAUGGAGAUAUUCAACAAGAUGCUUACCAAUGGAGUCGUCGCCGAUGAGGAGAGCUAUAGAAUCCUAAUUACCGCGUCUGCGAGAGAAGGAGACCUUGCCACAGCCAAGUCUGUACUAAAACGGGUAUGGGGCAUCGACGUGGAAGGGAUAAUGGCAGGGACGGAUGAAAAAUCAAUCCCGCCAAAGCAGAUUCCAGAACACUCGCCCAUGAGGCCGACGGAGGAUCUUCUCUUAACCAUUGCCGACGCAUUCAGUAUCAACAAUGAUAUCCCGAGUGCUUUGCGCCUCGUCGACUUUGUGGCUCGACAUUUCGGUCUCGCCAUAACCAGUGAUGUCUGGGCUCGGCUUCUCCAAUGGACCUUCAUACUCUCCCUACCCCGUACUGGAACAGACAGGCUCGGCCGCCGCACGACCGGUCAGCUGCCGCUUAGCAGCGUCUUGAGCCUUUGGAACCUUAUGACAGGACCGCCGUAUUCUGUCAAACCGACAAUGAGCAUGUACCGUUACUUGAUCAAGAAUAUCUUCCAUCGCCAGUCGAGUGACUGGCUUGCGGACAAGAUUAUCGCGGCCGAACCGCUUGUAAGAAGUUCUCGAGAAAUGGCAGGUAAAAGGUUGAGAGACGUUCAAGGUUAUACUCGUGCCAGGAGCAAGGGGUUUCUGCGUAGAUCACAGGAGCCUAGAUCACUGGAGCGUCUCCGCAACAGCUGGCAAUUCGCUGAUCUGAUUCGCCGACGAGACAUUCUUUGGCUGAGGCGGUGGGUACGCCUUUAUCUGGGGACUGUGAAUCGCAACGGCGCAAGAGAUACUCGGCGUCAGCAUUCCGCGUACAGACUUCCCCUCCUACUGUGGCAGUGGCGUGCAAUACUACCUGAGAGAAUCGAGUAUGAGACACCGACUGGAUUCGUCAUGUUCCGCAUCAGAAGCGAGGAAGAGAUUGUAGCAAGCCACAAGAGAAGGCUCUAUCUGAAAGAGCUGAGAGCAUAUCUGCUGGCCGCUAUUCCGAAGUAUAUUGGGCAUCAAUGGUUCGACCGACCGAAAAGUGGUGGAAUUCCCAAGCGUCUGAUGGAACAUCUGAAGGCGGCCGAUGAGAUGCUCAAUACUGAUGCGAGAAGCGCGAAGACUUGA